This is a messenger RNA of Strongylocentrotus purpuratus (purple sea urchin), 546 nucleotides long. Its product is annotated as prokineticin receptor 2. Gene Ontology annotation, molecular function: neuropeptide Y receptor activity; neuropeptide binding. The transcript has a single exon. Gene Ontology annotation, cellular component: plasma membrane; neuron projection. Bases 1 to 546 code for a protein of 181 amino acids. Gene Ontology annotation, biological process: G protein-coupled receptor signaling pathway. NCBI's taxonomy places the organism in Eukaryota, Metazoa, Echinodermata, Echinoidea, Camarodonta, Strongylocentrotidae. The record is from RefSeq and is a predicted model, not a curated record.
AUGAUGACCAGGAACAUCCCGUACGUGAGUAGCAUCGUGGACACCUCGAUAUCGGAACCGGCCGCGGGUGAUCUUGUACUCUCGAGGAGUCCCGGUGAUUCGACCCUGACGUCGAAGCUCUCUUUCGAUUACUCUUUCCUCCCGGAAAACUACACCAUUGACUACGGCGCAAGCAGUUCCUACUUCUCAUGGUUGAACGAGACACCGGGAUUCCAAUGCGAUAUUUUCCCGCAGACUGUCGGCACCAAAGCCUUCCUCGGCAUCGUCUUCGCCCUCGUCACCAUCGUCUGUGGCCCUGGCAACUGCCUUCUCUGCUUCCUCAUCGCAAGACACAAGCGACUUCGGAGCGUCACCAACCUCCUCAUCGCAAACCUGGCGUUCUCGGACGCUUUGGUCGCUCUCAUUUGUGCGCCGUUUUCCUUACAAUAUUACCUUGCUCAGAGCUGGAUCCUUCCCGACUUCAUGUGCCCGUUGAUGGCGAUGACGAAGAACGUUUCUCUCUACGUGUCCGUCAACACCCUUCUCGUAAUUGCGGUCGACAGGUAA